This is a messenger RNA of Vigna umbellata (rice bean), 2138 nucleotides long. The record is from RefSeq and is a predicted model, not a curated record. Lineage: Eukaryota; Viridiplantae; Streptophyta; Magnoliopsida; Fabales; Fabaceae.
AGCUUGGUUGGACACCUGACUAUCUCUUUUAUAAAAAGUUUUUCGGACAAAUCCUCAGGGUGCUGUUAAUUUUGCAUUAAUGAUGUUGCAAAUGGAGGGAGGUUGCCCAGUUGAUUACAACACCAUAACUGAUUUAUUUCUUCAGGUUUUAUUUGAUGAUAAGCAAUGGGAUUUUCUAGUGGACCAAUUCAAACAGGCGUUCUGCAAGUUAUAUUCAGGCAUAUCGUGAUCGGAUUUAUGUUGGUGAUGUUCAAGAGGACAAUAAAGGUUGGAAAGUUUCUAGGAGAGUUGCCAAGCAAAGAGGAAACAAAGGAAGCAAGUAGGAAUGUGUGUUGUAGCCAACCAUGAAGCAUGUUUCCCACAUUUUCCAUGUGCAACACAUCCAGCCAGCCGUGUGUCUUCUUUACUUUGAAGCACAUUCAACAUAAGUUUCACGUGGGACAUAAGCCAAUAUAAAGCUUCUUCCAUUUUGAGCACAUUUUCAAUGAUGAAAACGUGGAACACACGGCCAGUAGCUUUGCACAUGUGAUUUAGCUUGAGCACAUUGUAAAUAUGUAGCUUUCCUUGCACACUUCCAAGCUCAUCUUCUCCUAUAAAAGAGAGCUUCAUCAUUUGUAAACUCAACUUGAAUUGUAUGAAGAAAUGCUGCUGAAUUGUCCAGCCAAUUCUCACUUUCGAGUUCACUGACUUGUGCCUUCUUAGCACACUUAUCCUCUAGCUUCCUUCCCCCUUGGAAGGCCGUCUGGGUUAGAGAACCUGCCUACACACUUCCAAAAACCGCACCAGACAAUUCAUCAAACACCUUCCGUACACCUCCAACUGCAUCUGUGUUUUCCAAUUCCGCUGCCACCUCUAGUCUGAGAAGCUGCUCAUUCUUGAAGAGUGAAGCUGCUUCUAUCAUUUGGUAUCACAGCCAGCACGUCCACGCUUGUCUUCAAGAGAUAAGCUUCUCUACUUAGCAAAUUUCCAAUUCUGUCAUGUGCUGUUCUGCUGUCACGCUAUUUUUGAUUUUUUUUUUCAAUUCUGUUUGUCUUAAUUUUGCAAAUAGACAGUGUGCUUAUUCUUGGAUCCAGUGUGCUGCUGCAGUACAUGAUUCAAUUCACUGAAUAAAAUCUUCAGUUAAUUGUGUUAUUUUCUUUCUUCUCUCCAGUCUUUCCACUACUGCAAAGUAUAGGGGGACGAAAACCAACUUUAUAUAUUUGCCCAUGAUUGUGUUCCAAGGUGGCUUACUGCAUCGUACCACAUAGACUUUGACACCAUGGCAGGCGCAGACAGGUUUGGAAAUAUCUAUUUUGUGCGGCUGCCACAUGAUGUUUCAGAUGAGAUAGAAGAAGAUCCUACUGGUGGUAGGAUCAAGUGGGAACAAGGAAAGCUGAAUGGAGCUCCCAAUAAGGUGGAAGAAAUUGUACAGUUUCAUGUUGGUGAUGUGGUCUCAUGCUUGCAAAAGGCUUCUCUCAUACCAGGUGGUGGAGAGUGCAUUGUAUUUGGAACAGUUAUGGGAAGUGUUGGUGCUCUACAUGCCUUUACUUCACGAGAUGAUGUUGACUUCUUUUCUCAUUUGGAGAUGCAUAUGAGACAGGAUCACCCACCUUUGUGCGGAAGAGACCACAUGUCAUAUAGAUCUUCAUAUUUUCCCGUUAAGGAUGUUAUUGAUGGGGAUCUAUGCGAACAAUUCCCAACAUUGCCAAUGGAUUUGCAGAGAAAAAUUGCUGAUGAAUUGGACAGAACCCCUGGAGAGAUACUGAAGAAACUCGAGGAAGUGAGAAAUAAGAUUAUUUAAGAAAUGGUUGCAUGGAAGGUCAUUUGCCCGCCGCAGCUAGGUCAAAUACUAACAAAGUGAAGUAAGCUCGUGUAUCUCAAUAACAGGGGAACGGUGAUUUCUUGUCCUAUUUAAUUAGUCCUAGUUAACUGUUAUCACGCUUUGUGGAUGUGAUAACGUGCCACAUCGCUUCCUAUCUCUCUUUUACUCAAAUGAGAUGUUUGAUUUAACUGGGUUUGAAAUUUAGUGUAGAUUAUCACUAAAUUUGGGGUUUUAUUGAAUUUCUGGUGGGUGCUUUUUCCACAUUCUUAUUGGGUGUUGGUUAUUGUAAAAAAUGAAAUACGAAGCAGACCUUCCUCUUCAGAUUUUGCCAGCACCG